UGUGUGAGAAAGUGUGUGUGUGUGUGUGUGUGUGUGUGAGAGUGUGUGUGUGUGUGUGGUGGGUUAGGGGGUUAGGGUUAGAUCCAGACUGCAGCUGGAUCUGGAUCUGGUUCUCGGCUCUGCAGACUGCAGUUAAAGUCUGUAAACUGAAGAAAGCGAGUCCGAGCGCCGUCUGAGCAGCAGCUGCUGAUUGGCCCACAGACAGCAGCUGCUGAUUGGCCCACAGACAGCAGCUGCUGAUUGGCCCACAGACAGCAGGUGAGCGGCUGACAGGUGAGAAGGGCUGUGAUGUCAUUCAUAAUUCAGAAGCUGCAGUUUGUUUAUAAGUGCGGCAGGAAGGUGCGUUUGUUUUCCGCCUCAGACCCGUUUUAGUCUUUGUGCUGAAGAAACGCGGCGCCGGCGAGCGGACUCUGAUCCGGUCCACUCAGGUUUUUAAGUCUGCUGUGAUAAUGUGCGGCAGUAUAGUUCUGACGAUGUUAGAUUAAUAAUAACGUCAAUAAUCGCCUCGGCUCUGCAGAAACACUCUCAUUUCUGGAGAUUUAAUAACCUUUAACCUUUUCAGGCGGACGUCCCGUGAACGCACCAUGGACCUGGACAGCAUCGCAGGACUGAAUGAAAUCCGUCCGUGUGUCUACAGAGUCUCCGUGAAGCUGCAGGCUCUGCAGCAGCAGGCCGGCCUGGACGUCGUGUCUCUCCGACACAUCACGGCAGCCCUCCACUCGGUGGGCGGAGCUAAGCCGCAGCAGGAAGUGGCGCUGACCCGAGAGGAAGUGACCCGGACUCUGAACAGGAUGUUCCACAGCGUGUCACAGGAAGUGCCGGGUCAUGUGACCGUGGAGGCGCCAGAGGAGACGUGCAGUCUGAUGUUCAGGCUGUUGGACCGGAGUCAGGCUGGUCGUGUCUCAGCUGGUUCUCUUCAAACUGCUCUCAUCGCUCUGUCUGCUGAAGCUCUGCUGGUGAAAUACAGAGCUCUGGUGAGUGUUGCAGAGAACAGUUCAGGGUCAGUCAGCAGGUCUGGACUCAGAUCUUUACUGCAGGACCUCAGCCAGGUUCCUGCGGCGGUGCAGGAGGAAGGAGUUUUUGGCGGCGUGGAGGCGGCGGUCAGGUCGUGUUUUAACGGGGUGUUGACCCCAGCGGCGAGUGAAGAACACGUGUUGUCAUGGCUGCAGAGCGAGCCACGCCUGUUGCUAUGGUUACCCACUCUGUAUCGCCUGUCCGUCAGUCAGUACGUCACUCACACCGUGCGCUGCCACACCUGCAAGACCCUCCCCAUCACCGGACUCAGGUAUCGCUGUAUGAAGUGUGUGAACGUCCACGUGUGUCAGAGCUGCUUCCUGACAGAAAGACAGACGAGGAAACACAAAACUCACCAUCCGGUGCUCGAGUUCUGCACACAGCCCACUUGGAGGGAGUCUCUGUCCUCGUUAGUGCACAGCGCUCGUCACGCCCUGUUGCCACGGCGAUACACUCAGAGAGAGGCCGACAGGAGGAGGGUCCUGAUGUGGGCGGAGCCAGGAGAGACUCAAAACAGUGCUCCGCCCCGCUUUGAUCCCUCAACACGAUUGGCUGCCUCAACUGUCUGUCACAGUCCCUCCUCUGACAGAGAUGUUUCCCAUGAUGCCUUGGUGCGACGACCUCCUAGCUCGUUUUCAUCCAAAGCUCUGCAGACUGACGAGGAGACGCCGACUCAGCAGUCGAAGGCGUCGGCUCUGCUGACUGAAGUCAGAAACCUGCAAAGAGACAAAUGGUUGUUGGAGCAGCAGCUGCAGGCGUGGCGGGUCACCGUCCAAUCAGAGCAGGGCAUCCUGGAGGACAGGUGCUCUGAGAUGGAGGUUUCCAUGGAAACACUGAGAGAACACAACCUCAGUCUGCAGGGCAUGCUCACACAAGCUCUGAACAAGAUGGAGGCCCAACAACACGCCAACAACACGCCACAAAGCAUCGACACGGAGGGAAACGCAGAUAACGAGGAAGACGAGGAUGAAGAAGUGCUGCUGAAGCCAGAGGACGAGUGGAGCGAGGACGAACAACAAACUCUAUCUCCCACAAUGCACCAGGACGCACCUGCGCCACAUGACAUCGACUGUGAAGAGGAGGAGGAGUCUGCAGGUGACAGGUUUCUGGAUGGACCGGAGGAGGCGGAGCCACAGGAAGAGGACACCUGUCUGUCUGAAGAAGAAGAAGAAAGGGAUUGUGGGACGUGUAGUCCAGAGGAGCUGCUGCGGGAGACUGUCGAGAGACUGAAGACUGUGAUGGAGACAGACAGGUGGACAGACAGACAGACAGGUGAAGAGGAGAUCUAUGACUCAACAAAGCUGUUGAUGAUUUACUGUGAGAGGAAGAGGGCGGAGCUUCUGGAGGCUGCAGACCAGGUGGGAGACUCGAUACACCACCUGGUGCGCGCUGUGAGAACAGACACUGAUGACCAGGCGACUCAUAUUCAGGUUACAAAAGAUGUUUAUUCAACAUGAACUUAUUGAUAUUUAAAUAAACAUGAGUGUAAAGGUAUAAAACGUUGUGAUAUUAACAACAGCACCUGAAGAAAAGGGACCAGAGGCCGUCUCACCUGACGACACAAGCUUCAGGUGUGUUUAGUGUUAGAAACACAGGCUGCCAACAGCAUCAUUAAAUCAUUUAAUCAAAUUCAGGUCUCGUUUUGCAUUUGUGUGCACGUUGCUCUUUAAGAUAAAAAUGUUAGACAUCAUUUAGUUUCAUGUUUGAUUUCAUGAUGUGUGAAAGAUUCAACUUUAACUAACAAUUAAAAUCUUAAGAUCACACUUUUAUUUUAAUAUGUGACAAAAUAAAAAUGUUAAAAUCAAAUGAUUUUGUAUUUCAUGGUGUGUAACAGAAUGCAUAUUUAGCUCAGGUUUGUAUUUUCAUCACAUCUGACACUUUAAAUCUUCCAUUAUUUUCUUUCCACGUAUGAAAAACUGAAUAAAAUCCAACUUUCAUGUUUGAACAUGUGUAACAUAAAAAGCUGCUUUCCUUUUUAAA
Siniperca chuatsi (mandarin fish) is the source of this 2994-nucleotide messenger RNA. RefSeq names its product dystrotelin (gene dytn). Bases 585 to 2471 code for a protein of 628 amino acids. Gene Ontology annotation, cellular component: plasma membrane. Gene Ontology annotation, molecular function: zinc ion binding. Gene Ontology annotation, biological process: synaptic signaling. The record is from RefSeq and is a predicted model, not a curated record. Lineage: Eukaryota; Metazoa; Chordata; Actinopteri; Centrarchiformes; Sinipercidae. The transcript is spliced from 14 exons.